AUGUUUACGUUUUUAUUUAUUUCAACCAGCAUACCUCGGGGUCAAGCGGUCAGUAUAUCGGAGUCUGAGGAAUUAAGUGUACUGCAGCCGGAGGAAUUUUUUACACUGCAGCAAGAAGAAAGAAGUACGUCACUGCCUGGACCAUCCAAUGAUGGCUCUAUAGAGUAUGUUUUAGGCAAUUUGACGACAGAGCUUGUGGAGGACUCAAGGUCGAGCGCAACUACAAACAAACGAAAGCGCGACAAUCAAGAGUUUCGACACAGCGAACGCUGCAGCUAUCGCAACAGCAGCAACGCCAGCAACAGCCGCUACACCAGCACCAAUACUGCUAGUGAAGGCAACAGCAGCAACACCGGCAACAGCCGCUACACCAGCACCAUUACUGCUAGUAAAGGCAACAGCAGCAACUCCAGCAACACCAGCACCAGCUGCAGUAGCAGCAUUAAAAGCAACAGCAGCAACGCCAGCACCAGUAGCAACAGCCGCAACACCAGCACCAGCUGCACUAGCAGCAUUAAAAGCAACAGCAGCAACGCCAGCACCAGUAGCAACAGCCGCAACACCAGCACCAGCUGCAGUAGCAGCAUUAAAAGCAACAGCGGCAACGCCAGCACCAGUAGCAACACCCGCAACACCAGCACCAGCUGCAGCCCGCAAAUAAUGCUGCGGCAAGACGUAGGCGUGCUAGAAGGAGAAUUCAAGCUCGCAGAAGAAGGCAAUCACAAUGAAGAUGAGCUCAAGUUAGAGCACAAAGACAACAAAAAUAGCGAAGACAAAGAAGAAGAAGAUAACAGUUUACAGAAAUUGAUAUCCACUCUUUUUGUCGGCUAUAAUUUUUGGAGUUUGUCUAUGUAUGUAUUUAUGUAUGUAUGUAUGCUUUUGUGUACGAGUAUAAGCCAAAGGCAACGAACCGUCAAUUAAAUC
Messenger RNA from Rhagoletis pomonella (apple maggot), 924 nucleotides. RefSeq names its product Y' element ATP-dependent helicase YEL077C-like. The record is from RefSeq and is a predicted model, not a curated record. Bases 1 to 921 code for a protein of 306 amino acids. The transcript is spliced from 3 exons. NCBI's taxonomy places the organism in Eukaryota, Metazoa, Arthropoda, Insecta, Diptera, Tephritidae.